Suillus clintonianus is the source of this 785-nucleotide messenger RNA. RefSeq lists its product as uncharacterized. The transcript is spliced from 7 exons. Bases 250 to 693 code for a protein of 147 amino acids. NCBI's taxonomy places the organism in Eukaryota, Fungi, Basidiomycota, Agaricomycetes, Boletales, Suillaceae. The record is from RefSeq and is a predicted model, not a curated record.
CUAACCUCCAGUGCAAUAUUGAUCGCAUCAGAUUGUACCAGGCUCGGUGCAGUUCGGUCCCAAGUGCCUCAUUCAUGAAGGCCCCCGUCUUCUCAGCUCCCAGGGUGCAUGAGGCUUUCCCCAGCACAGAAUUUGCACAAUUCAAAGCCGUUUCAAGCCGGUCCAUGCGCGGUUUUUUUUUUUAACAUCUCGCUAAGUUUAUGAAUCGACUUUCAAGUGAUCGGAUCUUUUCCAGGAAUCCAUAACAUCAUGGAGGUGCGAUCAGUUGUUACCAGUGCCAGCGCAGUCAUGUCCGAUGCUCGAAUGGUCGCAAUGCGUUUUCAAACAGUAAAGUUGCUCAGGGAGCUCCGCUGCUGGUGGGUGUUCAUUGCGUGUGUGCUCAAGUACUCAUUUAGUUUUGCUCGCCAAGCAUUUGACUUUGCCAUCAGCUUCGAGGCCGAGGUCUCAUUAACCUGGGGAAGAUCGUGGGGAUAUGUACGAUGCUUGUUCGCGAUGGCUCGCUAUUUCCCAUUCACGGACGUCCCAAUCGACAUAUACUACUCAUUCAUUCCGAAACCCCCUGCGAGUUGCUUGCCAUUAUACCAGCGGCAUCAUGUUAGGCUGUCCUUUACUAUUCUCAGGGCUCAGUGUAUUUGGAACGAUCGCUGCGGAGGGUCUACUUUUAAUACGAAGAUGGGUUCUUUUGAGGCGUGACAAUGGCGUUAUAGCGUGUCUCAUCGAGCUUGCUGCAAUAUACUCUAACGUUCUCUCAAAUUUCCAUUCUCAUGAGUAUUGUCCAGGCGUAC